Manis pentadactyla (Chinese pangolin) is the source of this 2889-nucleotide messenger RNA. RefSeq names its product LBH regulator of WNT signaling pathway (gene LBH). Gene Ontology annotation, cellular component: nucleus. The coding region runs from base 239 to 556 and encodes 105 amino acids. Lineage: Eukaryota; Metazoa; Chordata; Mammalia; Pholidota; Manidae. The record is from RefSeq and is a predicted model, not a curated record. The transcript has 3 exons. Gene Ontology annotation, biological process: positive regulation of DNA-templated transcription.
GCUUCCCGGGUUCUUUGUGGGGCCGCGAGCUCGGUGGAGCACCGAGGGCUCCGUCAGUUCUGCCGACGCAGCUGGCAGUGGGGCUGUCUCCGGAAGGCGGACCGGAGAACGCCCGUGCCCGCGCUCGGCCGCCUGCCUCCCUGCCUGCGGCGCCUGUCUGCGCCCGUGACAUCCUUACUCGGGACGCAGUGACCGUUUUUAAAUCACAAGGGCGUGGGUCAGCCUCCCCUAGGACUUCAUGUCUGUGUAUUUCCCCAUUCACUGCCCUGACUAUCUGAGAUCGGCCGAGAUGACUGAGGUGAUGAUGAACACCCCAUCCAUGGAGGAGAUUGGCCUCAAUCCCCGAAAGGAUGGACUUUCCUAUCAGAUCUUCCCUGACCCGUCAGACUUUGAACGCUGCUGUAAACUGAAGGACCGCCUCCCCUCCAUAGUGGUGGAGCCCACAGAUGGGGAGGUAGAGAGCGGGGAGCUCCGGUGGCCUCCAGAGGAAUUCUUGGUCCAGGAGGACGAGCAGGACAACGGUGAAGAGACAGAGAAAGAAAGCAAGGAACAGUAGAAUCCUUGCCAGCUCCCCCAGGCUCAUACCAGAGAGCAUCUAUCUGUACCUGAACUGUGUGCUUUCCCGGCGUGAUGGAAGACAAGUGAGCCACAGCAGUUCUGAAAAUGUCAAAUGAUGGCUUCCGUUUAGCACCUGCAAAUCACUGAGUUGGUUUUCUUUUCUUUUCUUUUUUUUUUCUUUGAAGUGUGUGGGGCAGUGGAGCCCUCUGCAACAAUUUGCAAGGCCUUCUGAGAAAGGAAGCUGCUUAGAACAGGGGUGGGGGGUGCGGGGAAGCGCACAUCUUUGAGAUCCUUAUCUGAACUCAGCAGCCUAGAGGCAGCAGUGGGAUUCCAGUGGGCUCUGGGGGUGGGGGGUGGGGCGUGUGCAAAGUGAGCAAGGAACAGGAAAACAAACCUGAGAGGAAAGAGAAAAUACACAUUUUCAAGUAAACAUUGAGCAGAGAAGUGCAGCCAGAAACUACCCAGUGAGCGUUCACCCUGGUUUCUGGGGCAUCAGACAACAAAGUCUUCAUCUCUCCAGUUUCGCCCACCGCCAGCCUUUGCUUUUAUUUCAGGUGUGUUGGUCCCUUACAGGGAGGCGGGAAAGGGGAGCUGUAGGAGCUGGUUGCCUGCAAAGCCAGCUGGCAGAGAUGCCCGGGAAAGAAAAAGGUCUCCCUGUUCCUCCUCCAUGACCCCUCGGCUGCAGCAGGCUCACAUACCCGCUGUAAUCUGGAGAGGAUUAAAGGGGCAGCCCUGUGAGCUUCUCUCCCCUGAUUGAUCCUUUUUGCACCCAAGCCCUUCUGGGAGUAGCCAGAACACUUCCCACCCCUGUUGGAGGACUGAGGUGGGCAGGCUCUCCCAGGCUGGCCGUCCUCCCCACCGCGCCAGCCUCCCCAGCCCUUGGCCACAGCGGUCAGGCAGAGGUGGUUCCUGCUGCAGACUCCAGCUGCACCCCCCGCUCCUGUGUGAGCUCCUGGCCUGUUUUUUUGGUGGGGGCCCAGUGGAGAGCAGAGGAGGCCUUUUCUGUUUCUUGUUGGGGAGGUGAGCUUUAAUGCAGAUGCCAAGAGCUGGCAAAGCCUGGGAAUUCUUGGAUGGGGGUGACAAGGCUCUCAUGUAGCAGCCAGGGGAUCAAGUUUGAAACUACAGGAUGUCUUGAGAUUCCUGUUGCUUCUCCCUGUGGUGUUCCUGGGUGUAGGUGGGAGGAUCCUUGUCAUGUAGAGGGAGCAAUGAAUGGUGGUCCUCAUCCCUGCCCACCUCCCACCCGUCCCCUGCAGGGGCCCAGUUACAUGGGAAAGCUAGCCCUGGGCUUGCAGCUUUUUGUCAUAGUUAAGAACCAUCUGGAGCACAGGUUGCAGGACAGACUCUUCAAACCAUCCCUAUCUCAGAAUUACGACUGUGUGACCAAGGGGGCUCGAGAUCCUCCCUGGGUCUGAACUUGGCCAACUGAGGCACCCAGUAUGUCCCCUCAGGUCUCCAGUCAGUCCAGGUUGACCCCAGUUUGGGACUUGCAUGUAGAGUUGUAUUUAAUACCUCAAGGUUAGUGUGUGGUUCUGGGGAGCAUUGGAUCGGGAGGACGAGGGUGUACUGUGGGCACAUCGGCAGGGUUUGGUUCUCGGAAGCCAAGGCUCACUGCUCCCUCCCUCUGUGUUGUCUGCUUGUGUUACACACACUGAUGGCAAUAACUUCUUCCAGCUCCUUGUGGAAGCGGGAGAGGCCUGCAGCCUGCACAGCCGGGGUGUUUCCCUGUCUCGCCCUCCCUUUGGUUCCGCUCUGGCUGUGGACAGCCUGUCCUCCUGCCCCCACUUCCCUCGCAGCAGCAUUUCUCAUCCCAUGCCGAACCCUUGGUGGAUGGGGUUUUGCCUUUUUAAAUCGUGUUUCUGUGUCCCUGUCUCAUCGGCUCCCCUCUAUCCUCUGUCCUAGUCUUGCCAUGUGAUGGGAAUGUGCUUGUAAACUGCAUAACAAAUCUACUCUGUGUAUAUGUGUGUUUAUGGGGGUGGUUUAUUGUUUUGCUCGCCACUAGACCCCUUUGUUUGACCAUUUGGAGUCUGAGCAGGCCAAGGACUGACAGCUGAAGUCAGGACCCUCAGCAGCAAGCCUGUGGGGGACACAGCCACCCUUGGUCAAGUGGCUGAGCUCCUGUCUGGCCUCCUCUUUUCUUUUUUUAAAAGUAACUUGUGUGUAUUUCUAACUGAUCGUAUUGAAAAAAAAAUAGUAUUUCAGUAAAAAUGCCUGUUGUAAGAUGAACAUCCUGUAACUUCUGUUCUUUUUUGAGGCUCAGGGAGAAACUAGCAUUUUUUUUUUCCAAACUACUUUUUGUCACUGUGACAGUUGUAAAUAAAGUUUGAAAAUGCU